This is a messenger RNA of Arachis duranensis, 1416 nucleotides long. RefSeq names its product S-adenosylmethionine decarboxylase proenzyme 4-like. NCBI's taxonomy places the organism in Eukaryota, Viridiplantae, Streptophyta, Magnoliopsida, Fabales, Fabaceae. Gene Ontology annotation, molecular function: adenosylmethionine decarboxylase activity. Gene Ontology annotation, cellular component: cytosol. The coding region runs from base 187 to 1200 and encodes 337 amino acids. The transcript has a single exon. Gene Ontology annotation, biological process: spermidine biosynthetic process; spermine biosynthetic process. The record is from RefSeq and is a predicted model, not a curated record.
UAUUCACUUGAUUAUGGCAAGAAUGAUGAUUCUUGGUUCCGUCACCCGCAUGCUCUUUCUUCUCUUCUAAACAACACACACUUAUAAAUCCCAUUCACCCUCCCAUUCUUUUCUUACACACACCUCCACCUCACUCAUCCACAUCUCUGUUUUCCUCUGCUUUCCUCUGUUCCAUUCUAAACUCCAAUGGCCGUCUCCGGCUUCGAAGGCUUUGAGAAACGCUUGGAGCUUCAUUUCUUUGGCGAUGAUUUCCAACUUGGUCUCCGAAAGAUAGACUUCGAAUCAAUACAAUUAGUCCUCGAACAAGUCCAAUGCACCGUCGUCUCCGCCGUCGGCAACGCCUACUUCGACGCCUACGUUCUUUCGGAAUCAAGCCUCUUCGUAUACCCAACAAAGAUCAUAAUCAAAACAUGCGGAACCACCCAACUCCUGAAAUCAAUUCGACCCUUGAUCUUCUAUUCACGCCUCAUAGGCCUCACACUCUGUUCAUGCCGUUACACACGUGGCACCUUCAUCUUCCCAAAGUCGCAGCCUUUUCCUCACACAAGCUUCAAAGACGAAGUCACUUACUUGGAAGACACAAUUCCUUCCAACCUCUGCUUCAGAAAAGCUUCCAUCAUGCCUUCCAUGUCUUCUUCUCAUUCAUGGCAUGUUUUCACUGCCACCAUUGACCACCAUGACCAAGACAAUGAACUCUUCACCAUGGAGGUCUGCAUGACUGACCUUGACCCCAUCCUCGCUAGGAAGUUCUUCCGCCGACCGGACGAUGGAAAAACCGGCCACUCUGCCGGAAAAGAGAUGACGGAGCUGACAGGGAUCAACGACAUAAACGCCGACGCACUCGUCUGCGAUUUCGCCUUUGAUCCCUGCGGUUACUCCAUGAAUGGCAUGGAUGGUGAUUGGUAUUCCACCAUCCAUGUCACACCUGAGGAUGGUUUUAGCUAUGCCAGCUUUGAAUGCGUUGGUUCCGUUAACGCCAACAACAUAGGACAUGUUUUGAGGAAGGUGGUUCAGAUUUUCCGACCGGGUACGAUGUCGGUUUCUACGACGUGCAGCGGUUACAGCAAUGAGAUGUGGAAGCAGAUGGCAACUGCGGUGGAGCCUUUGGGAUUCAAAUGCCGGAGUUGCGCAAUGGACCAGUUCCCUGCAGCAGCUACUGUUGUCUUUCAAACGUUUACGCCUCGCCGGAAAAGUACUUAGAACAAGAUCAAUAUCAUGCGGCGGCCGGCUACGGUCACAAUGGUGGUUGAUGACAAAGAUGGUAGGUUAGGAAGUUAGAGUUAGUUGAAAAAAAUUUAGAGUUGGGAUGGGGUCGUGACGUGGCCAAAUCUGAUUGGUUUAUGACGGUUGAUGUUGGAUUUUGACUUAAUUUGUUGGUUUUAAAAAGAGAAAUAUUAUAUGCGCUAUUUUUGUGUA